Messenger RNA from Ascochyta rabiei, 1251 nucleotides. RefSeq lists its product as uncharacterized. The transcript is spliced from 4 exons. The coding region runs from base 1 to 1251 and encodes 416 amino acids. Lineage: Eukaryota; Fungi; Ascomycota; Dothideomycetes; Pleosporales; Didymellaceae. The record is from RefSeq and is a predicted model, not a curated record.
AUGGCUGGAGACGUCACGCCGGCGCCCUUCGCCAUCACAGAUGAUGACAAACGCGGGCUCAUUGUCGUUACGGCAGGAUGCACGCUGGCGUUCGUCUGGGUGUGUUUUGCUAUCCGGAUUUUGUUGCGAUUGCAAGUCGGAGAAUGGAGGUCUGACGAUUAUUUCCUUGGAGCAGCAACGCUCCUGGAAACAAUCCAGACUGGCAUUGUAUUCCAUCUUGUCAAUCUGGGCUUGGGGGGUCCUCAACAAGACAUACCUUUGGAUCGACUCGCAGACAUUGGGAAGCAAGGUUUCGCCUCUCAGAUCUUCUACAUACUCACGCUAUGGACUACCAAAUUCUCCAUCUUGCUGCUAUAUAUGCGGCUGUCACCCAGCGGCACGCACCGGCUUGCAUCGUGGGCCAUGUUGGCGGCGUCCGCGGCGUGGGCACUUGUCUCGAUCGUACUCAUCGCGGUCCCGUGCAACCCUGCGCAGUUCUAUACCAGCAGAGCUGGAGAAUGCACUGAUAUGUGGCCGAAGUGGCAGGCUAUCACCGCACUCGACAUUGUCACCGAAGGCAUGAUCUUUCUCAUCGCUGUCCAACUGGUAUGGAAGCUCCACAUGCGAUGGAGAGCGAAACUGCUCGUCAUCUUCGCUUUCUCUGCGCGCCUGCCCGUUAUCAUGAUUGCGGCGAUUCGACUGUACUACUUCCACGACGCUAUCGCCGACACAAACGUUACGUACGCCAGCAGCUUCUACCUGGUAGCCAACCAAUGGCAAAUGAGCUACGCCAUCAUUUCGCUCACCAUCACCGGCAUGGGCCCUUUCUUGCGCCCUUUCAACAAGGACGUCAUGACGAGCUACGUAGCCAAACGGUACGCAAGGAAUGGCAACGUUAUCGAAUCACGGUCCGGAGGUUCCCAGCUGAGCUAUCAGAUGAGUCGACUGGACCACGAGAGUACACCAUCGCGUAUGGUAUUGGGACCAAAAAAUCGUUCUCAGAACGACUCCAAAGCGCCAUCGCCAGAGCCUGGUCAGAUCUCGCCCACCUCGCAAACAUCUAUCAUCAGGUCGGCAGAGCCGCCAACUUUUCGCCCACAGCACGAAGGUCUUCGACAUGACGCCGAAGUCUGGGUCGGGAAUCGCACCUCCAGCGUCAGAGACGCAGACGAUGUCUUCAGGCACCUGAACGACGAGACUCGACUCGUCAUAACGAAAAAAACGGAGAUGAAGGUCGAGUCGGACAACGCAAGACAACAAGUCCCGAGAUGA